AUCUCGAUCGGGGAUGAGCUUUAAACAUGAGAGCAUAACCAGGGGGUUGUGUUCUCUAUCAUAACAGUCAAUUCCAACCUCAAAAAGCGCUUCCAGCCGCGGGGGUGUAUGAGGAACACCAGAGUAAAGCGUUUUACCUCGAUCAGGUAGCGAAGGAGGUGAAAGUAGGAGUGGAAGAGGGGGGCUGUGGUUGGAUUUAGUGAAAGAAAACAAUAUGGCCGCGGUGGAGCUGGAAUGGAUCCCUGAGACCCUUUACAACACUGCUAUUUCAGCCGUGGUCGACAACUACGACCAGUCGCGACGGGACAUCCGAUCUCUCCCCGAAAAUAUACAGUUUGAUGUGUACUACAAGCUUUACCAGCAAGGCCGGCUCUGCCAGCUGGGAGCGGAGUUUUGUGAGCUGGAGGUCUUUGCUAAAGUCCUCAGGGCCUCUGACAAAAGGCACCUCCUACACCACUGCUUCCAGGCUUUGAUGGACCACGGUGUUAAGGUAGCUUCAGUCCUGGCAAACUCCUUCAGCCGCCGAUGUUCAUACAUUGCUGAGUCUGACGCACAUGUGAAAGAGAAAGCUAUACAGUUUGGCUUUGUUUUAGGUGGCUUUUUAUCAGAUGCCGGUUGGUAUGGAGAUGCAGAGAAAGUCUUCCUGUCGUGUCUCCAGCUGUGCACACUACACGAUGAGGUUCUCCACUGGUAUCGUGCUGUAGAGUGCUGUGUAAGGUUACUUCAUGUGCGUAACGGCAACUGCAAAUACCACCUGGGAGAAGAGACUUUUAAACUAGCCCAGUCCUACAUGGACAAACUAGCCAAACACGGACAUCAGGCUAAUAAGGCUGCCCUGUAUGGAGAACUGUGUGCCCUGCUUUUUGCCAAAAGCCACUAUGAUGAGGCCUAUAGGUGGUGUAUAGAAGCUAUGAAGGAGAUCACAGUAGGCUUACCUGUGAAAGUAGUAGUUGAUGUUCUCAGACAAGCCUCAAAGGCUUGUGUUGUUAAGCGGGAGUUCAGGAAAGCUGAACAACUGAUUAAACACGCAGUCUUCUUGGCACGGGAACAUUUUGGGCACAAGCAUCCAAAAUAUUCAGAUACACUACUAGAUUAUGGGUUUUAUCUCUUAAACGUGGAUAAUAUCUGUCAAUCUGUGACCAUUUACCAGACUGCAUUAGAUAUUCGGCAGUCAGUGUUUGGAGGAAAGAAUAUUCAUGUUGCAACUGCGCAUGAGGACCUGGCUUAUUCAUCCUACGUCCAUCAGUACAGCUCUGGUAAAUUCGACACAGCACUAUUCCACGCAGAACGUGCCAUAGAUAUCAUAACUCAUAUUCUCCCUGAAGAACAUCUGCUGCUGGCCUCGUCCAAGAGGGUGAAAGCUCUAAUCCUGGAGGAGAUUGCCAUUGAUUGCCAUAACAAAGAAACCGAGGAGCGCCUCCUGCAGGAAGCCCAUGACCUGCACCUUUCCUCCCUACAGUUGGCCAAAAAAGCCUUCGGAGAAUUCAACGUUCAGACGGCAAAACACUAUGGCAACCUGGGUCGCCUUUACCAAUCCAUGCGCAAAUUUAAGGAGGCAGAAGAGAUGCACAUAAAGGCCAUUCAGAUCAAGGAGCAGCUGUUGGGACAGGAGGACUACGAGGUGGCGCUGUCAGUAGGACAUUUGGCCUCGCUCUACAACUAUGACAUGAAUCAGUAUGAUGAUGCAGAGCGCCUCUACCUGCGCUCCAUCGCUAUUGGCAAGAAGCUGUUUGGGGAGGGUUACAGUGGACUGGAAUAUGACUACCGAGGCCUGAUAAAACUGUACAACUCAGUUGGAAACUAUGAGAAGGUAUUUGAGUAUCACAAUAUUCUGUCCAACUGGAACCGUUUAAGGGACAGGCAGUUUGCCGUAGCCGAUGCGCUGGAGGACGUCAACACAACCCCCCAGUCCACAGAGCAGGUGGUGCAGUCUUUCCUGCUUUCCCAGAGCCACGGAGCCGCACGCUUGGGCUAACACACCCAGCGUUCACUUUAAAAACACAUACAUGUGCACAUCCCAUUUCACACAUCCACACCCAUUAAUUCACAAGUAGUCAAGGCAAGGAGGGGGAAGUUUGGAGAGCUCUUGAACUAUAAGUUCACAGUUCCCAUAGGCCCAUUUUCCUUGAAGUGGGAACAAAAACAUGACCAUGCUUAAACACUCACCAUGGACAAGAAACCAUUCUUCGAAGAACCCGACCAUUUCUCUGACUUCAAGUGGCGUUGAAUUAUUAAAAAAAAAAGGAGCAAGGAUGGAAAUCUUCGACACACUCGCUUUUCUUUUCUUAUUUUGUAUUUGAAGGAGUGUCGCUCCACAUAACAGGAAUACUCAUCACUGCAUCUGCUAUUUGUGGAGAAAAGCACUCAACCGAGUGAAGGAACAUCCGUAGAUGUCCGUGUCCCCAUUAACACAAGGAUUAGCGCUUGACUUCAUGUAAUGCAAAGCUUUGCAUUCGAGGAUUACCUGAGUGCUCUCUGGGAAAUGAGACCAGCCAUGUUACAUUAUGGACCAUUAUGUUCAUUUUUUUUGCUUUUUUUAUUAUUAUUAUUAUUAUUAUUAUUAUUAAUUCAUGUCACGUGUGGAAUUCAUGGACCAGUGGAUUUACGAAUGCUCUAGCUACCUUGUUUUAAGUUCUGGUUUUGUAUUCCCUUAGUACUGACAUAGCUUGUUUUAAACUGCCAAUAAUUUAUAUGCAAGGUAUGCUACAAGUUGUAGGUGUAACGUUGCAAGCGGUUGAGCCAAACUGAGUUCUUUUAUUAAUAAAUACGAGCUAAUUGCCAUAUUAUUAAAAAGACGAGGACGAGUUUUCACAAAGCCGGCUUUCUGUCACCGCGCCUUAUUCACUCAAGCACACACAUGAUAUUAGCUGAAGCGGGGAUAGCUUCGGGACCAGGUUUCCCAGGUCGCUGUUGUUUUCCUUUCAGAGCUUGGCCACGGGUGGCAUAGAUUAACACCCCUGGCCCACUUCCAGCUGACUGGACAGGCUGAAAAAAGGGCUGAGCGCAGCACCUGUCAUUGUAAAGAGGCUCUCUCGUAGGGGAACCUGCGCUAUAGUGAAUCCACGCACAAUUGUGCAAUAUUUGCUGAACGCACCUGUACCACUCCAAAUCCAAUCAGUUGGACUCAUUUCACUGCCGAAUAUAUCCAAACACAUAACCAAGUUGACAAGCGAGUUGAUUCAAUUGGCACAUUUUACCGAGAACUCACUUUUUUUGUUGUCAUUGGCAGAAACAAAGCCUAGUCAUGUAGAAUGUGAUGUUAAUGUCGUGCAGCUUUUGAGCUCCCGAUCACUCCAGCUCGAGCUAAAGUCCCAGCCUUAGUCUUAAAGGACUCUCAGCUGGUGGGAUCUACUUUUGUCAGCCUUUCUCAAGUCGCUUGCUUUGAGCGAAACCAGGUUGAGUCUACAACCCAAGAAGGAGACCGCCUAAAACAUGAGGGACAUUUUCACUCUUUUAAAAAAAUGAAAUAAAAUACUUUGUUGUUGCAUUUGAGGCUUGAUCGUGAAGAAUUCAAGAUGUUUAGGGAAGGGAAAUGGAAUAAUAUUGUAACAAAAUAAACUGUGACUUCGCAAAACCCUUGUAAGCGGAAUUCCGUUGGCGGUGUGUGGUAAACGGACUGAAUGAGUGGGGUUUCUCAUAUCAGACUACGAAUGGGAAUGAAAUGUGAAAACGGUGCACGUGAGAAAACAAGUAAGCUGAACGAAUCUAUAACGUAGCUCUGAUGGCUUCUUUCUGAAUGUCGAUUCAAGGGCUCAUUUGUCAACCUCAAGUGGCAUUUCUUGUUCAAAUCCAAACCGUUUCUCCAUCAAAAAAAAAACGAAGGUGCUUCUGGGUCAAAUGGUUUCUUUAUUUGCAUGUUUAGCUAAUUGUACAUAGAUGUAGAUGCAUAGCUACGAGUGGUUCUUGUCCCAGUGAGCUCCAGAAAAUUACAUUGAAAUAACUGUUCAACUGAUGGAGGGAAUUAAUAAAUGGCAUCUUCAGACAAGAAAACCAAUCCUGACACUAUACAGCCCUUCGAAAUCUGGCCUUAGAGAGUUGGAGAACGGAAGUAUGGGUUGACGACUGUUUCAGCGAUGCUAAUUGUCUUUAUGAAGUCCUCAGAUGUGCUGCCAUGUGUAGAUUGUGAUUUAGCCAAAGUGCUGUUUAAAAUGGACGAUGGCGAUCCUUGAAGUAACAACCUAUGAGUGGAUGUGAUCUCUUACCAUUUAAAAAAAAAAAAAAUUAAAUACAUAUUCCUGUCUAUAUCCAUUGGAGAUGCUCUUUUGAUUGAGUCCAAUGGCAAAUUGUGUUACUAUUUAAUAUCGAUGCUGACUGUUACCCUGGAAAUGUCAGUAUGUUGUGCCACAGUGAGCCUCUGCUUGGAUUAUUCUUCAGUCAUUGGCUUUAUGUAACUCACCCUCAGUAGAAUCUGCUGUACAUUGUACAUCUGUAACCACCAAACCAUUAUUAAACUCAUUUGUAUCCACCAUUGUGAAAAUCUGUAACUAACUCUAACAUGAAAAAACAACAACAAAACGAUAUAAAGCUGUCUAAUAGACUACUAUGAGCAAUACCGCUUCUGAAGUAUUAAAAGUUGCUUUAUUUUUUGCCUUCACGUGAUUUUUCUCCACCUGUGUGACAUGUUUGAGUCUUGGACUUGAAUGUGAUCCUACAAGAACCACUCUUUUGGGGUGGGUUGAUGGCUGAACAGAAACUGAAGAAUAAAAGACUGUACACAGA
Molecule: messenger RNA, 4719 nt
Organism: Danio aesculapii
Lineage: Eukaryota; Metazoa; Chordata; Actinopteri; Cypriniformes; Danionidae
Gene: appbp2
Product: amyloid beta precursor protein (cytoplasmic tail) binding protein 2
Exons: 13
Coding region: 215-1975 (586 amino acids)
Biological process (GO): intracellular protein transport
Molecular function (GO): protein binding
Source: RefSeq, a predicted model, not a curated record